CUCGCUGCGCUUGCUUCCCUCGCGGCUGCCCAGAGCGUGGUCAUCCAUGCGCCGGCUCCCCAGUCGACGUUCUCGCCCGGUGACAAGAUGGUCGUCGACAUCGAGCGAGUGAACAACCUGAUCCUCUCGACCGACGUGUCCAUCGCCAUCGGGCUCCAGAGCUGCGCCGACGACGCUACCGAGGGCAACUGCAGCGGCGACGGCACGGACAGCCAGAUUGGCAGAAUCUUGACCUUUGGCCCGUACGCGCCGGGGUCGGUUCCUGGUACCCUCGGCUUCGCCCAGAACUACACCGUGACGGUUCCUGCGGACUUCCCCAAGGGAGAUGCCGCGCUCUCCGUCGCCCACUUCUUCUUGCUGGGAAGC
Trametes versicolor FP-101664 SS1 is the source of this 366-nucleotide messenger RNA. RefSeq lists its product as uncharacterized. The annotation marks the transcript as partial. Lineage: Eukaryota; Fungi; Basidiomycota; Agaricomycetes; Polyporales; Polyporaceae. The transcript has 2 exons. The record is from RefSeq and is a predicted model, not a curated record.